Mesoplodon densirostris (Blainville's beaked whale) is the source of this 2244-nucleotide messenger RNA. It is a transcript of the gene PECAM1, whose product is annotated as platelet and endothelial cell adhesion molecule 1. Gene Ontology annotation, molecular function: transmembrane signaling receptor activity. The record is from RefSeq and is a predicted model, not a curated record. The coding region runs from base 16 to 2244 and encodes 742 amino acids. Lineage: Eukaryota; Metazoa; Chordata; Mammalia; Artiodactyla; Ziphiidae. Gene Ontology annotation, biological process: cell surface receptor signaling pathway. The transcript is spliced from 15 exons.
UCGCUCGCUCUCAGGAUGCAGCUGGGGUGGACCCAGGGGGGCACGAUGUGGCUCCGCGUCCUGCUGACACUUCUGCUCUGUUCAAGCCUCGAGGGUCAAGAAAACUCUUUCACCAUCAACAGCAUCCAGAUGCAGAUCCUGCCGAAGCAGGAGGUGCACAACGGGGAGAACCUGACCCUGCAGUGCGUCGUGGAUGUUAGCACCACCUCGAGUGUCAAGCCUCAGCACCAGGUGCUGUUCUAUAAGGAUGACGUGCUGUUUCACAACGUCUCCUCCAUGGAGAACACAGAGAGUUAUUUUAUCGCCCAAGCCCGGGUCUAUGACGCAGGGACAUAUAAAUGCACUGUGAUCCUGAACAACAAGGAGAAAACGACUGCGGAGUACCAGGUGUUGGUGAGAGGAGUGUCCGAUCCCAGGGUGACGCUGGACAAGAAGGAGGUCAUAGAAGGCGGGGUCGUGAUGGUCAACUGCUCUGUCCCGGAGGAAAAGGCUCCAAUACAUUUCACAAUUGAAAAAUUCGAACUAAAUGUAAAAGGCGUCAAGCAAAAAAGAGAAAAAACUUCCCAGAACCAGAAUUUUGUGACGCUGAAAUUCACAGUUGAGGAGCAAGACCAUGCUAUAUGGUUCCAAUGUCAAGCUAGGAUCGUUUCCGGAACCCACGUGGAGCCCUCUAGAUCCAUCAGGAGUGAACUGGUCACCGUGAGGGAAUCCUUCUCUAAUCCCAAGUUCCACAUCAGCCCCAAGGGAACGAUCAUAGAAGGGGAUGAUCUCCACAUCAAGUGCACCAUUCAAGUGACGCACCUGGCCCAGUCAUUUCCGGAAAUCAUAAUCCAGAAGGACAAGGUGAUUGUAGCACACAGCAGGCACGGCAACGAGGCUGUGUACUCAGUGAUGGCCAUGGUGGAGCACAACGGCAACUACACGUGCAAAGUGGAAGCCAGCCGCAUAUCCAAGGUCAGCAGCAUCGUGGUCAACAUAACAGAGCUGUUUUCCAAGCCAAAGCUGGAAUCUUCCGCCACACGUCUGGAUCAGGGGGAAGGCCUGAACCUGUGGUGCUCCAUCCCAGGAGCACCUCCAGCCAACUUCACCAUCCAGAAGGGAGACAUGGUUGUGUCGCAGACUCAAAAUUUCACUAAGAUAGCCUCAGAGUGGGACAGUGGGACAUACACCUGCAUCGCGGGCAUUGGCAAGGUGGUCAAGAGUAGCAACGCGGUCCAGAUAGCUGUGUGUGAAAUGCUUUCCAAGCCCAGUAUUUUUCAUGACUCCAGGUCUGAGGUGAUAAAAGGACAGACCAUAGAAGUCAGUUGUCAAUCCAUAAACGGAACCUCACCCAUUUUUUAUCAGCUUUCAAAAGCAAGUAAGACUUUGGCGAGUCAGACCAUGGGCUCCAAUGAGCCCGCAAUAUUCAAAGAUAACCCAACGAAAGAUGUAGAAUACCGUUGCAUCGCAGAUAAUUGCCAUUCCCAUACCAAACUGGUCAGCGAACUUCUGCAGGUCAAGGUGAUAGCCCCGGUGGAUGAAGUCAAGCUCUCUAUCCUGUUGAAUGAGGAGGUGGAGUCUGGGAAGCCCAUUGUGCUUCGAUGCUCCGUGAAUGAAGGAUCUAGUCCCAUCACAUACAAGUUUUACAAAGAAAAGGAGGGCAAACCCUUCUACCAAGUCACCUUGAAUGACACCCAGGCCAUUUGGCACAAGCCAAAGGCUAGCAAGGAGCAGGAGGGACAGUAUUACUGCAUGGCCUCCAACAGAGCCAGUCUCUCCAAAAAUGUCCUCCAAAGCAACACCCUGACAGUCAGAGUCUAUCUUGCCCCCUGGAAGAAAGGACUUAUCGCAGUGGUUGUCAUUGGAGUGAUCAUUACCACCUUGAUACUUGGGGCCAGAUGCUAUUUUCUGAAGAAAGCCAAGGCCAAGCAGAUGCCGGUGGAGAUGUCCAGGCCAGCAGCACCACUUCUGAACUCCAACAAUGAGAAGACAUUGUCAGAUCCCAACACUGAAGCCAACAGACAUUAUGGUUACAAUGAAGAUGUUGGAAACCAUGCAAUGAAGCCAUUAAAUGAAAAUAAAGAGCCUCUGACCUUGGACGUGGAGUACACUGAAGUGGAAGUGACCGCCCCUGAGCCUCACAGAGGUCUGGGAACAAAGGGCACGGAGACGGUGUACAGUGAAAUCCGGAAAGCUGACCCCGCCCAGACCCCACUUCAUUUCCCAUUUCCACUGCUUCCUCAUGGAGAGAUUCCCUGGGACUGA